This is a messenger RNA of Callorhinchus milii (elephant shark), 2203 nucleotides long. Its product is annotated as leiomodin-2. The transcript is spliced from 3 exons. Lineage: Eukaryota; Metazoa; Chordata; Chondrichthyes; Chimaeriformes; Callorhinchidae. Gene Ontology annotation, cellular component: striated muscle thin filament; myofibril. Gene Ontology annotation, biological process: myofibril assembly; pointed-end actin filament capping; muscle contraction. The coding region runs from base 94 to 1773 and encodes 559 amino acids. Gene Ontology annotation, molecular function: tropomyosin binding. The record is from RefSeq and is a predicted model, not a curated record.
CUCUUUAAAACCGUUCCUCGCAGCAGGUCCGGGAGUUGCACUGUGGAGCCGCAUCGCAUCGCAUCGCAUCCGCAUCCCAUCGCUGGUGAGACCAUGUCUGGGUUCGGCUACAGACACGAGUUGGAGAAGUAUGAGGAGAUCGACGAGGAUGAAAUCCUCGCGUCGCUGACUUCCCGUGAGCUGGAGGAGCUGCAGAAGGAAUUGGACGACAUGGAUCCGGACGACUGUGUGCCCAUCGGUCUCAGGCAGAAGGAUCAGACCGUCAAAACCCCCCAAGGCACCUUCAGCAGGGAGGCGCUGCUGGCUUACUGGGAGCAGGAGACCCACAAGCUGUUAGAGAAGGAGAGGUACUCUGCUGGACCAGAGCAGGCCCAGGAAGAUGAGGUGAGCAAAGAAGACAGUGAGGAGUAUGAGAGCGAGAGUGAGAUUGAGGGUGGAAAGUCAGAGAAGGAAGAACAAACCUCGGACGAGUCUGAAGAGGGUGGGAGCGAUGAGGAAGAGGAGGAGGAGGGUGAAUUUCGGAACACAGCAAAAACCUCAGACAGCCAACUCAGCGGCACCAAAGUUGCCAAUAAAUGUAACGGGCACGUGGAUGAUGGCCACAGCAAUGAUAAAGGACCGGCGUGGCACAGCAAGGGUCCGCCUGAGAGCCAGCUGAUUCCCAAAGUGGCGGCCGGCGGAAACCCCAGGGUGGACAUCGACGAGAUGCUCGAGAGCGUGAGGAGCAAUGACGUGGCGAGGAUGGAGAUCAACCUGAACAACAUGGAGAACGUGAGCGGGGAGACUCUGGUGCAGUUUGCCCGAGCCAUGGAGACGAACACAGCGGUCAGGAGUGUGACCCUGGCCAACACCCAUGCUGACGACCAGGCUGCCAUCGCCCUGGCCGACAUGCUGAGGGUCAACAGGACCAUCACCAAUCUCAACGUGGACUCCAACUUCAUCACCGGCAAAGGUAUCCUGGCCAUGGUCCGAGCCCUGCAGAACAACGAGGUGCUGACUGAGCUGCGCUUCCACAACCAGAGGCACAUUUGCGGGGCUCAGGUGGAGAUGGAAAUGGCCAAGGUUCUCAAGGAGAACAGUACUCUGCUCAAGCUGGGAUAUCACUUUGAGCUGCCUGGUCCACGAAUGUCCAUGACCGCAGUCCUGACCAGGAACCUGGACAAGCAGAGGCAGAAACGCCUGCAGGAUCAGAGAAACCAGCAGCUCGUGGAGAAACAGAACGGCUCUGAGGGAGCGAUUGAUCCCAGGGUCACUGCUUUACACAAGGACUCGUCCAGGUUUUCUCCAUGUGCAUCUCCCAAGAACUCACCCCACGCUUCCCCAAAAGUGGUCAAAAGAUUGGGUGUUCCUCCACCGCCUCCCCCUCCCCCCCCUCCUCCACCUCCUCCCCCUCGUCCAACUCAACUCACGCUCACUCAGCCCCCUCCCCCACCCCCGCUGCCCAAGCACAAGUCCCCAACCAGAAACAUCGCCGAGGCGAUCAGGAGACAGGAGGACACUCAGACGAGGUGGUGCAACCGGCAAAGUCCCAACAGGAAGAAGGUCAAGGGCAGAGGCCACAGCAAAAAGCAGAGAGAGGAGAAGCAGAGAGAGGAGAAUCACGUCCUGAGGGAACUCAAGAGCUCGCUCAAACCUAUCACCGACCAUAGGCCAGAGGAGGACUCCAGGCCAGCUACUCCACAAAGGACACGCCACGAUGACCUCAUGUUUUCCAUACGCUCCAGCAGCAUCAAACAGUUGAAACGGGUCUCGCUGCCUGAAUACCUGCGGUGAGGACACAGACUGUCUGUCUGCCCAGUGAGCAGAGGGAAUGCCAUUCUGUACAGAACGGAGUAUUGAGUGUAGGGACAGCGCCUAAUACUGACUGACUCCGGCUUUCUCCUGCCCUGAACCUCAGAGGAACAUUGACGGCUAUUCCAGACACCCAAGACCUGAAGUGCUGAGAGUUCUUUACGUGUGAAGUUAUAUUGAAUUACACAGACUGUACAGCACAGAAACAGAGUGUUUGUCCCAUCUAGUCCGUGCCACUGUUUAUACUUCACUCAACCCGCCACCCUUCUAUCCUUCUCUACCGUACACCUCUAUUCACUUCUCCUGUAUCCCUCUAUUUGCUCUCAUCAACCCCUCUAUUCCUCUCUUCCUCACUUUUUCUCUUAAAUCCAUUGAUGCUUUUUGCUUCAAUCACAGCUUCUGGCAGGGAGCU